AUGCCUCAGCUUCUGAACAGCAUACUCAAUGUGAGUAAGGUAUUCCAGAAAUAUGCUGAACACCAUGGGGAAUGCACUUCACUGAGCAAGAUGGAGUUGAAGCAGUUGCUUCUCACUGAGUUUGGAGACAUCCUUCGGAGACCAAAUGACCCAGAGACUGUGGAAACCAUUCUGGAACACUUGGACCGAGACAGAAAUGGAUAUGUUGAUUUUCAUGAAUACCUCUUGUUGGUGUUCCAAUUGGCCCAAGCCUGCCAUCAUAAGCUAGACAGUAAAUUGUAUGGAAGCAGAACCUCCUCCCAGAAAGAACAGGGUCAUAAAGGAACACAGAGCCAUAAGUUUUCAGAAAACACAGGCAGACAACAUAGGCAGAAUUCUCACAACAGUCAGUCUGAGGGACAAAGUCAGGAUGUCCAACAUGAUCAGUCUCAGAAACAAGAUAAGAACUCUCACUGCGGUCACUCUGAAAGACAUGAUACAGGCUCUCACCAUGGUCAGUCAGAGAGACAAGAUAGGGAUUCCCACCAUGGUCAGUCAGAGAGAUUCCAUGGGGACUCCCAGUAUGAUCAUUCUGAGAGACAAGACACAGAUUAUAGCUCUGAUCAGUCUGAGACAGAUGAUCAAUACUCUAGCUCUGGUCAAAGAUUGAGUUAUAACUCUAGCAAUGACCAGGCCAAAAGUCAAGGAUAUGUCUUUGCCUUAAAUCAGUCUAAGAACCCAGCUCAGGUUUCUCAUUAUGGCCAGUCUAAGACAUUUGGACGACAAAGCAGCCGUGGCCAGUCUGGAAGGCUCCAACAAGAUUCUUAUUCUAGUCAAACCAGUCAGCAAGAAUCUGGUUCUUAUGAACAAUAUGAGAGGCAGCCUCAGAAAUCAGGCAACAGUCAGACAGACAGACAGGCCCAGAAUUCUCACAAUAGCCAACCAGAUAAACAAAGGCAUAGUUUCCAACAUGGUCAGACAGAUGGACAAAGACACAGUUUCCAUUAUGGACAGAUGGAUAAGCAAGGCCAGAAAGGCCAGAAUUUUCAUUAUGGUCAGAAAGGUAGACAAGGUCACAAUUCUCACCAGGGUCAGACAGGCAGACAAGGUCAGGGUUCUCUCCAGGGUCAAUCAGACAGUGAAGACCAGAGUUCACAGUGGCAUCAGACAGACAGAGAAGGCCACAGUUUUCAUUUUGAUCAGACAGGCAGACAAGGCCAGAGUUCUCACCAGGGUCAGAAAGGCAGACAAGAACAGAGUUCUCACCAGGGUCAAUCAGACAGUGAAGACCAGAGUUCAAGAUGGCAUCAGACAGACAGAGAGGGCCACAGUUUUCAUUUUGAUCAGACAGGUAGACAAAUCCAGAGUUCUCACCAGGGUCAGAAAGGUGGACAAGGCCAGAGUUCUUACCAGGGUCAGAAAGGUGGAAAAGGACAGACUUCUCACCAAGGUCAGAAAGGUGGACAAGGACAGACUUCUCACCAGGGUCAGAAAGGUGGACAAGGCCAGAGUUCUUACCAGGGUCAGAAAGGUGGACAAGGACAGACUUCUCACCAAGGUCAGAAAGGUGGACAAGGACAGACUUCUCACCAGAGUCAGAAAGGUGGACAAGGACACAUUUCUCACCAGAGUCAGAAAGGUGGACAAGGACAGACUUCUCAUCAGAGUCAGAAAGGUGGACAAGGACAGACUUCUCAUCAGAGUCAGAAAGGUGGACAAGGACAGACUUCUCAUCAGAGUCAGAAAGGUGGACAAGGACAGACUUCUCAUCAGAGUCAGAAAGGUGGACAAGGACAGAAAUUCUACCAGGGUCAAUCAGACAAUGAAGACCAGAGUUCACAGUGGCAUCGGACAGACAGAGAAGGCCACAGUUUUCAUUUUGAUCAGACAGGCAGACAAGGCCAGAGUUCUCUCCAGGGUCAAUCAGACAAUGAAGACCAGAGUUCAAGAUGGCAUCAGACAGACAGAGAGGGCCACAGUUUUCAUUUUGAUCAGACAGGUAGACAAAUCCAGAGUUCUCACCAGGGUCAGAAAGGUGGACAAGGCCAGAGUUCUUACCAGGGUCAGAAAGGUGGACAAAGCCAGAGUUCUUACCAGGGUCAGAAAGGUGGACAAGGACAGACUUCUCACCAAGGUCAGAAAGGUGGACAAGGACAGACUUCUCACCAGGGUCAGAAAGGUGGACAAGGACAGACUUCUCAUCAGAGUCAGAAAGGUGGACAAGGACAGAAAUCCUACCAGGGUCAAUCAGACAAUGAAGACCAGAGUUCACAGUGGCAUCGGACAGACAGAGAAGGCCACAGUUUUCAUUUUGAUCAGACAGGCAGACAAGGCCAGAGUUCUCUCCAGGGUCAAUCAGACAAUGAAGACCAGAGUUCGAACUGGCAUCGGACAGACAGACAAGGCCAGAGUUUUCAUUUUGAUCAGACAGGCAGACAAGGCCAGAGUUCUCACCAGGGUCAAAUAGACAGACAAAACCAGAGUUCUCACUGUGGUCAGUCAGAGAUUGGGAAAACUGAACUUCAAGGGCAAAACAGGUACUUCCAAGGAACUGAUGAAACAGGGAGAGACUCAUAUGUUGAGCAAUCUGGAAGAUCAGGAAAACUAAGUCAACAGACUUCAAGAGAGGAAGUGAAUCAAACCCAGAGACAGAGAUUCCAGGAUAGAAGGGAGCAGCAAACUCACCACCAGGCAUGGAAACCUGCAGAAGAUAAUCAACACAAACUCUUAGCUCAGAUACAGCAAGAAGAGCCAUACACCCAUAAUGAGUAUGACUGGCAAUCCCAGAGUAGUGAGGAGGGCCACUGGGUAGAGGAAGAGCAUCAUCAAAGCUGGGAUAGACACAGUCUUGAGGAUCAGGAAAGUCUAUAUGAGAUGCAGAACAGGCAAACCCAUGAAGAUGAAAAAAGCCAUCAGACAAGGGAUAGGCAAACCCAUGCAGAUGAGCAGAAACAGCAAAGACAACACAGGCAAACUCACGAAGAAAGUCACGAUCAUCAACAUGGUAGACAAACCCAUGAAGAUGAGCAAAGCCAUCAGAGACAAGACAAACAUCAAAAUUACCAUCAACAGUGGGAUGAACAAGCUCAUGAAGAAAACGAAAGGUUUCCAGGAUCCCAAGACCAAUCCAGGAGUUUCCCCAACAAAGAAAAAUUCCACAUGCAUGAAGAUGACCAGUGGCAAGGACCCCAGGAAAGACAUUUCCAUCCAACCCAUGGUGGUGAGAGGUCCCAAAGAAGAGAACAACACAGAAACCACCCUACCGAAACAGCUAUUUCCCCCAAUCCAUUCUAUGACUACGUACGAGAGCAAGCAGCUUAUCAAUACUAG
Molecule: messenger RNA, 3309 nt
Organism: Onychomys torridus (southern grasshopper mouse)
Lineage: Eukaryota; Metazoa; Chordata; Mammalia; Rodentia; Cricetidae
Gene: Rptn
Product: repetin
Exons: 3
Coding region: 1-3309 (1102 amino acids)
Cellular component (GO): cornified envelope
Molecular function (GO): transition metal ion binding; calcium ion binding
Source: RefSeq, a predicted model, not a curated record